This is a messenger RNA of Brassica rapa (field mustard), 891 nucleotides long. RefSeq lists its product as uncharacterized. The record is from RefSeq and is a predicted model, not a curated record. Lineage: Eukaryota; Viridiplantae; Streptophyta; Magnoliopsida; Brassicales; Brassicaceae. Gene Ontology annotation, molecular function: nucleic acid binding; RNA-DNA hybrid ribonuclease activity.
AUGAGUGUCAGUCUUGUAUCUGUGACAACAAUACCUAUCUUCCUUUGGAAUGCUCUACAAGAGGCACUCCCAGUAGGUGAACAAUUUGCAAUCAGGAACAUACCUCUUUCAAACCGAUGUGCUCGAUGCAAUGAGGUGGAAUCAGUGACACAUCUGCUCUUCACUUGCACUUUUUCGAGAGAGGUUUGGGCAAGAGCCCCGCUUGCUGAAAUAGUGGAUGUGGAGCGCAUCACAAGCACUAGUGCGGGACUUGAUCAGAUAAGAAGAAUCCCAUCUCUUCCACCGGUGGGACUGGGACCAGGAACGCUGACUGCUUCGAUCUGCUGGAAUCUAUGGAUAUCACGAAACCAAUUGACCUUCCAACAGAGAAAAUUCACACCAGAGGAGACUCUAAAAAAAGCGACCUGUGAAGCUCGAGAAUGGACGCUUGCUCAAACUCCACCGCUAACUCCGAGCCAGAGACCUCCUAGCAUCAACCAGGAUCCUCCUCUAAGUACCUCAACAACGCGCAUGUACACAGAUGCUGCUUGGAACGCCUCAACGGGCUUUGCGGGACUUGGAUGGAUCAUCGAUGAUACGGGAUCGUCAUCAUCAUACUCAGCGACUGCAACCUUUGUAAAGUCGCCCCUCUUUGCGGAAACCUUGGCUUUGCGAAAAGCUAUGACCUCUGCUAUUGAUAAAGGGAUUAACUCUCUCCUGAUUCUCUCGGAUUCUCAGUCUCUCAUCAAGCUUCUGAAUUCAAAGGGAAGGAAUCUUGAGAUCGCAGGACUCCUCAACGACAUUUAUCUCCUAUCUACUUCCUUUAAUGCUAUCCAGUUUAAGUUUAUUCCUAGAGCAAACAAUGAUAGGGCAGACUCUGUUGCCAAACAAGCUCUAGCUGUAAUGUUUUAA